Carassius gibelio (silver crucian carp) is the source of this 1912-nucleotide messenger RNA. RefSeq names its product PR domain zinc finger protein 12-like. Gene Ontology annotation, cellular component: nucleus. Gene Ontology annotation, molecular function: histone methyltransferase binding. The record is from RefSeq and is a predicted model, not a curated record. Gene Ontology annotation, biological process: neurogenesis. The transcript has 5 exons. NCBI's taxonomy places the organism in Eukaryota, Metazoa, Chordata, Actinopteri, Cypriniformes, Cyprinidae. The coding region runs from base 110 to 1138 and encodes 342 amino acids.
AAUAACUAAUUAGAGGCUGAGAGCCACUCGGGCUCCUAUAAGUGGAGCUGCUCCGGAGGGAGCGCAUCAGUCGCUCUCAGACCCUGCGCCACAGCACUCAUCAGCACUCAUGGGUUCGGUUCUGGCGCUGAAGUCCAGGUUCAGGUCUCAGCUGUGUGAGAUCAUCACCUCUGAUAUCCUGCACAGUUUCCUGUACGGUCGAUGGAGGAACGUGCUGGGAGAGAAUCCGUGCGAGGAGCAGCAGAGGACCGCGUUCACCGCCGAGGCUCUGGCGCAGUCCUUCACUGGAGAGGUGCAGAAGCUGUCCAGUCUGGUCCUGCCCAGCGAGGUCAUCAUCGCUCAGAGCUCCGUCCCUGGAGAAGGUUUGGGGAUCUUCUCCAAGACCUGGAUCAAAGCCGGGACCGAGAUGGGGCCGUUCUCCGGGAGACUGGUGUCCCCUGAGCACGUGGACCUGAGGAAGAACAAUAACCUCAUGUGGGAGGUGUUUAACGAGGAUGGCACAGUGCGCUGCUUCAUCGAUGCCAGUCAGGAGGAUCAGCGCAGCUGGAUGACGUACAUCAAGUGUGCUCGCAACGAGCAGGAGCAGAACCUGGAGGUGCUUCAGAUGGGCUCCAGCAUCUUCUACAGAGCUCUGGAGACUAUUCCUCCGGAUCAGGAGCUGCUGGUUUGGUAUGGGAAUUCUCACAACACUUUCCUGGGAAUUCCUGGCGUUCCGGGGACGGAGGAGGAGCAGCAGAAGAAGAGGAGCGCAGACGACUCUCACGUGUGUGACGCCGCAUCUUCCUCGCUGUCCUCCUCUUCCUCCUCGUGUCGCAUGCGCUGCGUCAUCUGUCACCGAGGCUUUAACUCCCGCAGUAACCUGCGCUCGCACAUGCGCAUCCACACCCUGGACAAGCCCUUCGUGUGCCGCUUCUGCAGCCGUCGCUUCAGUCAGUCCUCCACGCUGCGCAACCACGUGCGUCUGCACACCGGCGAGCGCCCGUACAAGUGCACCGUCUGCCAGAGCGCGUACUCGCAGCUGGCCGGCCUGCGCGCGCAUCAGAAGAGUGCGCGACACAGACCCAGCGGAUCGAACCCGGAGCCUCCGCCCGCUCCCCAUCCUGCACUGCUGCACCACGUCCCCACCCUGGUGCUCUGAGACGCAGACGGACCGAGUGCAGGAACAGACACUUUAGGCUGGAUCUGUGAGAGGAACCACAGACUGGAGGAGGAGGAGGAGGAGGAGGAUGAAGAUGUUUUGUGAGAGUGACUGAACGAUCACUGGAUGCAGAUCACUAAUCAAACACGGCACACAGCACACAAACAGGGUAAAGAGCAAGUUGAACUCAUUAAGUCAAUCUGGUCUCUGAAUGGAAAUGUCUUGCAUUAUCAACACCUCAAAGUUUGAAAAUAGAUAUUUAAUACUGUUUAAUAACCUUUACUGUAUCUGACCACACUGCUGCAUAUAUUUGUUCUUAUUUUAAUCAUAAACUCACUUCAUUGUGAUUUAUUCUGCAGUAAACAAGACGUACUGUAUAUUUCACUUCUAUAAUUUGAUUUAAAGAAUGUUUCGAUAUUUAUACUGGAAAAUGACAAUAAUCUGUCAUAAAACAACAUUUCUACCUGCUCUCUUUAAUAUAAAAUAGACUUUACUGCAAUUCGUUGACAGUUGUGCAUAAAGAGUCAGAACAGCAAUAAUUUAAAGCUUUAAAACCCCAAACCAUCGUCUGUCUCUGCAGGUCUGCAGCAGUGAUUCUGAUGAAUUAACAUCAGGAGUAUAACGUUGACAUGUUUGUGAAAGAUGCUGAUCUGCAAACACUGGAUGCAGAUGCGUGGCUUGUUAUUGAUGAUAUUGUGAGUCGGCUCGGUGGACCAGGCAAUCGUAUAAAUAAGUGUUAAAGAUGUAUAUAUGUUUGUAUUUUUGUCUAUUGUA